GAACGGUUCCGGUAUGUUUUUAAAUCAAGAAACCGUUACUAUUCUUAUACAGAUACUUAAAAUUGGUUAUAUUUAUGCCUGCCUUUAUAUGAGAUAGAACUACUAAACAACCGCCCGAGGUAUAAAACAUUUUCCACAAACGGAAAACACGUACUGGAUCGGUCUAAGCAGGUAGCUGUUGGUGAAGUUCCGCUGCACUGAGCGUUUGUAAAUCUGCUAGCUCAUACUGCUAGCUCAGUUAAGCUAACUAGUCAGCUGAUUCAUUCACAUGACAGCCCUUUCUAGUUUCGAUCCCGUUCACCGGUGCCGUUGAAGAACUCCAGAGAAUCGAUUCUACACGACAGAAACCAUCAUGGUAAAGUUAGUUUAGGAGCCACACGGUGAAGACGGAUAGCUGAGGAUAUCGGACGGUGCACAAACAGCUAACUAUGCUACUGAAAACACACUGAGUCCGCACAAAGAGGAGCAGCCAGGGUUAGCUACACGGCUUCAGCACUGUUGAUGUGCUGUUCUCUCCAGUAGGUUUUUUUCUUGUCUUCACUUCCUCAAGGAAUUUACAGUCUCCAAAAUGAGUCCAGAGGGGAAGAGGCUUCUAAACAUCGUUAUUCUCGGCUUUGGCUUCAUGUUUAUGUUCACUGCUUUUCAAACAUGUGGCAAUAUAGAGCAAACAGUUAUAAAGAGCUUCAACAGCACCGAGUUCCACGGGAGCGGAUACACCAGCAUGGCCAUCAUCUACGGAGUUUUCUCUGCGUCCAACCUGAUCGCUCCCUCAGUGGUGACCGUCAUCGGACCACAGCUCUCGAUGUUCUUCAGUGGGCUUUUGUACAGCGGCUACAUCGCCAUGUUCAUUUACCCGUACACCUGGAGCUUCUACACAGCGUCUGUGUUGGUUGGAAUAGGAGCAGCAGUGCUGUGGACGGCUCAGGGAAACGUGCUCGCCAUCAACUCCACUGACAGCACCAUCGGGAGAAACAGUGGGAUAUUCUGGGCGCUGCUGCAGUUCAGCUUAUUCUUUGGGAACCUGUACAUUUACUGUGCCUGGCAUGGACACGUUCACAUAACAGACAAAGACCGUCAGACGGUGUUCAUCUCUCUCACGGUGAUCAGCCUCGUCGGCUGCUUCCUCUUCUUCCUGAUCCGGAAGCCUGAUCCUGAACCGUCUCCCUCGGAGGCGUCAGAGUCGCUGCUGCAGGCCGAGUCCAUAGAGAACUCCACAGUGAGCUCACCUCGUGCAGACCUCUGCUCACAGGCUCUGGAUGCGUUUGUGCAAGCGUGUAAAAUAUCUGUCACCAAAGAGAUGCUGCUGCUGAGCAUCUCCAUCGGAUACACAGGCUUGGAGCUCACCUUUUACAGCGGGGUGUACGGGACCUGUAUCGGAGCCAUGACCCGGUUCGGCAAAGAUGCAAAGAGUCUGAUCGGCAUCUCUGGGAUCUGCAUCGGCGUCGGCGAGAUCUUAGGAGGGGGCGUGUUCGGGAUGCUGAACAAGUGUAACCGGUUUGGGAGGAACCCGGUGGUGCUGCUGGGGCUCAUCACUCACUUUAUCGCCUUCUACCUGAUUUUCCUGAACAUCGCCAGCGACGCUCCUCUGGCCCCGGAGGCAGGAACAGAGCUGCAGGCCUACAUCACCCCCAGCGUCAGCGUGGCGUUGCUCUGCAGCUUCCUGCUCGGUUUGGGCGACAGCUGCUUCAACACUCAGCUCCUCAGCAUCAUCGGCUUCAUGUUCCGCGACAACAGCGCCCCCGCCUUCGCCGUCUUCAAGUUCAUCCAGUCCAUCAUGGCCGCUCUGGCCUUCUUCUACAGUAACUACCUGCUGCUGCACUGGCAGCUGCUCAUCCUGGUCCUGGCGGGGUUUCUGGGCUCGAUGACCUUCUUCGUGGCUGAGUGGGUGGCCGAGUCCAACAGGCGGGAAUCGGACUACGACAGCAUCUGAUUCUGUUCCCGGUGAGGAUGAGGAGGGCACAGCUGGAGGAGUGUUUCGCCCUCCACAGCUGGAAAUAUCAGCCAGGGGGUGAUGAAGGUGUCCCAGCCUGUGCAAACUGAGACUGACACUGUGGUAUGUUUGGUUUUUACGGAGUCACCCGGUCUGUUCGGAGCCUGGCAGUGGCUGCAGAGGAGCCAAAUAUUCAUCCUGAUCUCAACAUUUAUCUGAACUAAAUCUAAAGGCAUGAGGAGGUGUUGUGUGCACAGCAGAUAUACCUCAUUUAGUUUCAUUCCUGGCCUUUCUCUCUUUACUUUGUGCACACAAUAUUGUAAUCAAUCUGAACAAAAUAUGAAAAUAUACUCGGCAUUAUGGGUAGAGAUUUGUUAAUCAAGUAUGAAGCACUUUUGAUUCAAGGCCUGUCAUAUAAAAUAAUGGUGAUGGGCCCACUGCUAGUGCCUGUACUGAGGUUUAACACCGACUGUCAUUGUGAAUCAGCUGCUGGUUAUAAUGUGUCCAGUUUGUGCAGCUGCUCUGGCUGCAUGUGUGGACCUAAAGGAUAAAUCUGGUGUUAUUCUGUCCCGCAGAAAAACCCAAACCAACACUAACGAGUAUCAAACCCUGAUGUAUGCUAAUCCUCUGUGCCACAGAGCUCCACUGUUUCCAAAUAUUAUUAAAGGAGCUGUUCGUAAAUUCCCUCUGAGAGCUUCAGCCAUCGUUAUGUUUACAAUACGAAAUGUUAGAAUAUGUCCUCUGAGCUGUGCUACUUCCUCAGGGCAGCCUGGAUGCUGCAACGAGUUGCUAUCGAAAAAUAAUGGCAGAGGCAGGUCAGGCUGGGGCUAGCUGCUUGCUAGUUAGCAUGCUAACGCCAGUAGAAGGAAAGAAGUGACAGGAAAUAGAAGCAAAACAGCAUUGCUUUGCACCUCUGGAGACAGCUGUUGGUGAGUAAAGGAAUGAAGUUUGAUGCUGAACUCACGACGUUUCCUCUAGACUGGUGCUAAUGCUAACAUUAGCUAUGUAGCGAUAGCAAAACAUAGAAAUAGCUCCUUUAAAAACUGCUGCACUGGGUAACAUGUUCCUUCAUCACACACUGUCCUGCUGCCCUGAAUAAGAUUAACGUCUCACUUUGUUUGAACUUUGAACCCACACCGGCCAUAACACACUGUUGGUUUUUGUCUUUUUAUGGGGUUAAAUGACAGAUAACGUUGAAUAACACCAGCCUGAUCCUUUGAAACUCCUCCCACUCCCACUGAAGCAUGCCAUGUACACAAAUUCAGCCUUUAAUACUGACAGAACGGCCACUCCUGGGCUCCACACGUCUGUAAUAAUGUCGCUCUUCCCUCUAAAGUGUGAGGGACGCUGUCAAAGAAAGCAGUCGUGUUGUGUAUCCACUGCUGUACUCCCCGGUCUGUCCCACAUGUUCAGCUGCAGUCACAAGGUAAUCACAACCUACGCUCACUUUUACGACAGAUAUUCUUUAAACUCUGGACGUUCACCUGACACUGACUCUGAUUUAAAGACAUGACAGAGACUGGGAGUGGAGCAGCUUAAAGGGAAACAAAAUGAAGAAACUGAACCCUUUCUUUUCUUUUUGUUUGAGUGUGAAAUCUGUUUUCACGCUCACUCUUUAGUUUAGGCUGUUUUUCUUCCUCUUUGAUUGGUUUAGCUGUAAUAAGAUCCAGAUCGUCUUGAGGACGACCCGUGACACAGAAUUCCUGGAAACUUGUUGUAAUUACAAGCGGGUGACUGUGUUUAGUUCAGAUGAAAUUAACUGCAGCUGUUUGGCUUGAGCCUGAAAGAAAGAAAAAAUCUGUGCUGCUUUUUCUCACCUCUUUAAAAUAGUAGGAGGAUGUUUCAGGGGAAAAGUGAAGCAAACAGACAGUAAAUGAGGAGGAAUUUAGGUGUUUUCCUGAAGAAGGAAAUGCAGGAUACAGGAACAAACACUGACCUGAAGAAUAAUCUUUGUUUAUUCACAAAAAACUCCACCUUUAAGGAUUUGAAGCCCACGCUGAGAUGAACCUGAGUAGACUAAUCAUGAGUAAAAUCUGUGUCUCUUUAAUCUGCCAACCUUUCUGUUUGUAUAAAAAUCAUCCAAACUCUGUGAUACUGCCACAAACGUCUCCUGAGAUAAGUUACCAAAGAACAGUGAUCAUCCCAGCGUCUCAGAGCUGCUAACAUGGCUGCAGCUGCUGUCUUAUUUUCUUUUUAAUUACCAGCUGAGGAACUUUCCCCUCAAACACUUCAAACUGACCUGAUGCCAAACCAACACAGUGAUAGACAUGGGCCUGUGGACAUGUCUGCUCCUGACAGCUCUCUGUAAUGUAGUGGUGGGAAAGGGCAACGCAGAACUGAAUCUCAGAUGCUGUAGGUUUUUUUCCUUUUGUUUAAAGUGUCAGUUUAUGAAUUACAGAACAUAUUCUAGGUAAUUUAUUGCCAAAUAAAACAGGAGGAGUUGGGUUUGCUCAUGUUUUGUUUUACUGUUGCGACUGCAAUGGAUGCAAUCAGUGUCAAGGAUAUUAAGGGAAAUGCAUGUGUUCUUUGAAAAUGAUUUUAUACUUGAAUGUAGUAAUUAAAAUGGCACCCGAACCUUCGCUUGCUUGUUUUAUUAUCAAUAAAAUGUUAUUUUGAACAUUA
Lates calcarifer (barramundi perch) is the source of this 4552-nucleotide messenger RNA. RefSeq names its product major facilitator superfamily domain containing 11 (gene mfsd11). Lineage: Eukaryota; Metazoa; Chordata; Actinopteri; Centropomidae. The record is from RefSeq and is a predicted model, not a curated record.